This is a messenger RNA of Salvia miltiorrhiza (redroot sage), 1725 nucleotides long. RefSeq names its product AT-hook motif nuclear-localized protein 8-like. The transcript is spliced from 5 exons. The coding region runs from base 350 to 1534 and encodes 394 amino acids. Gene Ontology annotation, molecular function: minor groove of adenine-thymine-rich DNA binding. The record is from RefSeq and is a predicted model, not a curated record. NCBI's taxonomy places the organism in Eukaryota, Viridiplantae, Streptophyta, Magnoliopsida, Lamiales, Lamiaceae.
GAGUAGUAGUCAUCCAAAAUCGAAUGGAUUGGUAGGACUAAACCGUAGUGAUGGGUUAAUCACGAAAAAAGUAGGUAUAUUUAUGUAUGAGAUCCGCAUUAAUAAACCUAGCUAGUAAUAGUUAAUUCACUUGAGAUAUAGAUUUGGCCACCGAAAUAGCAAAAUACAAAAUUAUAAAACCCUAAUUCUAAAACCCCCAGUGAUCGCGCGAGCAAGCAAGCAAAGCAAGUCUCUUUCAUAAAUUCAGAUUCCAAAAUCAAGCUGCAUUCUCGUCUCCUCUCCUCAAUAGAUACAGCUUUCGUGUAUAUAUAAUUUAGAUUUAGAUUCUCGCAUUCACACCUUGGCUUGUAUGGAUUCACAAGAUUCCUCCGCUCCGCCACCCCACCACCACCACCACCACCACCCGCACCCCCACCCCCACCCCCACCCGCACCCGCAGCCGCCCUUCUCCGCCCACCACGCCAUGCUGAUGGGCCAUCAGCACCCCCAAAUUCAACAGCACCCCUCCAACAACUCCUACCUACUGCCCAACACCAACAAUUCCGUCGCCCCAACCACCUCCGCCGCUGCCUCCAAUUCCACCAUGAUGCACCAGCAGCAGCAGCAGAACCCCCGCUUCCCCUUCAACUCCAUGCCCGCCGCCCCCCAGAAGCCGCUGGAUCACCAAUUCUCCGAUGUGUCGCCCUCGGGAAGCGCCGGCGGCUGGUUCAGCGCCGAGCCGGCCAGGAAGAAAAGGGGCCGCCCGAGAAAGUACUCUCCUGAUAACAGCAUUGGUCUAGGCCUGUCUCCGGCGCCGGUCACCCAGAUUUCGCCGGCUGGGGGCCACGUAGAUCCCGGAGGGGGCGCUGGGACCCCUUCUUCUGAAUCUCAGGUCAAGCGCCACCGUGGCCGCCCUCCGGGCUCCGGAAAGAAGCAGUUGGAUGCUCUAGGAAUUCCAGGAAUCGGUUUCACACCCCAUGUCAUUACUGUUAAUUCUGGAGAGGACAUAGCUUCAAAGAUAAUGGCUUUCUCACAACAAGGACCACGUACAGUCUGCAUUUUAUCUGCUAAUGGUGCCAUCUCGAGUGUGAGCCUACGCCAACCAGCGACACCUAGUGGCCAGAUCAACUAUGAGGGCCGGUAUGAGAUCAUCUCUUUAUCAGGUUCCUUCCCAACAUCGGAGAGCAACGGUAGCCGAACUGGCGUGCUGAGCGUGUCAUUGGCAGGGUCUGAUGGCAAAGUAGUGGGUGGUGGGGUUGUUGGAGUUCUUAAAGCUGCAUCACCCGUUCAGGUUGUCGUGGGGAGCUUCAUUGCUGAAGGCAAAAAGCCAAAGGGCGGUGGGCCCUCAUCCAAUCUGCCUUCGAAUAUGUUGAAUUUUGGUACUCCGGGCACACGGGCCAGCCCUCCCUCUGGCGGUGGUUCGAGUGAUUCUGCUGACGACAAUGAUGGUAGCCCUCUCGCUCCCGGGUCAGGACCGUAUGGGAAUGCUGGACAUCCGGUACAUAACGUGCCAAUAUAUUCGAAUAUGGGUUGGCCUAACUCCAUCAAAAUGUAAGCAAAAUGGUAACGUACUAGGCUGGCUGCAAACGCUAACAUACCCACCCCAGAUAGAGAGCUCUUUUCCUUAGUUGUUUUUAUCUGUAGCCUUUACUAGGUAUAAUACCCUUUUUACUUUUCUCAUUCGGAUAUGAUGCGUGAUUUCUUGCUAACGGCUUUGCAGAAUUAAUUUGCAUUCUUUUACCAUUA